Solea senegalensis (Senegalese sole) is the source of this 2511-nucleotide messenger RNA. RefSeq names its product mothers against decapentaplegic homolog 6-like. Gene Ontology annotation, cellular component: heteromeric SMAD protein complex. The record is from RefSeq and is a predicted model, not a curated record. Bases 827 to 2347 code for a protein of 506 amino acids. The transcript has 6 exons. Lineage: Eukaryota; Metazoa; Chordata; Actinopteri; Pleuronectiformes; Soleidae. Gene Ontology annotation, molecular function: I-SMAD binding; transcription regulator inhibitor activity. Gene Ontology annotation, biological process: anatomical structure morphogenesis; transforming growth factor beta receptor signaling pathway; cell differentiation.
GCUGCUGCUGCUGCUGCUGUGGGAGCCCGCAGGUCUGCUGCUGGAUAGACACAGAGACGCAAGGACGGCGUUUAUUUUGGGAGAUUGUUGGGGAUUUCUGGACAAACAACUAAGAUGGAGCAGGAUUCUUCUUCUUCGCCAUGCCAAAGGAAACAAACCAUUAGGACCUGCGGGGUUGGUGCAGAGUGGAGUAAUUCCAGCUCUCUUUUAAACAACUUCUCAGCACGGAAUCCGUCCUGCAGUUUGGCACUUGGAGUCCGCGUCCAGCUCUGCUUUAUCCCGGGAUAGUGACGCACGGUUGUCGCUUCUUCCACACCGACACUGACCGGCGGGAUUCCAGCGCUGUGAGGAUUUAUUUCAGGGUGAAGAAAGACAGAAAGAAGAGGGGAUUUACAGAGCAAGGGAGUUCGCCAUCGAGCUCCAGGAGAAACUGUGUAAAAGUGUCGGUGUUUGUGGUUUUUGGUGCUCUUCUCUCCGUGAAUGUGGACCGACACGUUCGUUCUGACUAUGGUUCGUGGAUCGUGUGCGGGAUCUCCACGGUGUUGGGCAGCUGACGGAUUGGCAUAAGAGUUGUGGCUUAAUUGAGUUGGCGACAGCAGGUCACUGAGCAGUGACUGUGUGGAGCCGUCUCUCUUUCUCCAGACGCAUGACUGAGAAUCACUCUCUAAUGCUGCAGGACAGACAGAAAACGGUGAGCACCGGGCGCGCAUGCUGCGCGCACCGUGCACAAACCUCGAGCAUUGCGCGACGAGUUUAAAUCGAUGUGGCAUCUUUGGAGAUCCCCACGGGACCGACAGGACUCAUCCAAAACUGUCUAGGCUGUCGUAUGUUCAAGUCGAAACGCUCAGGUCUCGUACGGCGACUCUGGAGAAGCCGUCUGGUCACCGAGAGCGACGGGCGGGAUGGAAGCAGAAGAGGUGAGGGAGCGCGGAACGGUCCGUGUGGCAGACACUCGGGGAAGCUCCACAGACACGAGCAGCGGUCAGUGGCGCACACUGACGCGGCUCCGGGACUCACAGGAGAGGCUGGAGACGUGACGGAGUGCGCGGAGCGGGGGGAGGAGGCGGAGGAUGACCGCGGUGCCAUGUGCGUCCUGGAGCACAGAGGUUACAGGCCGGGACAGGAGGGCGACAGGAGUACGGUGACGUGUUGUUUGUUUGGGGAAUGGGAUCUCCGACCGCGGAGCCCUUAUUGGGCCCCGAGGAAAGACGGAGGGGGGCCUUGUCAGUGCGCAACGAGGCACGCUGGUCUGGAGGACGAGGUGGCCAUCACUGCUCAUGUGUUUUUGAAAAGGCUCAAGGAGAAAUCUCUGGAGGCUUUAGCCAAGGCUGUCGACGCCAAAGGAGGGUUACCCAGCGAGUGCGUCAUGGUGCCGAGCACCGAGUUGCGGCUCGGAGCUCAUCACGUCUCUCCACAGUUUCUGCUGUGUAAGCUGUACCGCUGGAGCGACCUGCCGGUCUCUGCCCAACUCAAGUCACUGUGCCACUGCCAGAGCUUCGGCGCAGUGGACAGCGCCAAGGUGUGCGGCAACCCCUACCACUACAGCCGCUUAUGUGAGCCAGAAUCACCUCCUCCUCCGUACUCGCUGUCCCGCUCAGAUGAACACAAGCCACUGGACUCAACUCUGUCUUACACUGAAACUGUGCCCCCCCUCCUCUCCAGUCCGCCUCACAUCAUGCCAAGAGACUACACAGACACUGGUACCUCCCUCGGCUCCUCGACCUCUGGCGGACAUCGCUCUCACUGGUGCAGCGUUGCUUACUGGGAGCAGCGCACGCGCGUGGGCCGCCUCUAUCCAGCCUACGAGCCCUCGCUCAGCAUCUUCUAUGACCUACCUCAGGGCACGGGCCUCUGCCUCGGCCAGCUCCACGCCAACGCCUACCACAGUCGCCGCGACGACCCGGGCAGCCACAGCGCGUCGGGCCUCCACGGGCAUCCCAUUCACGGAGACGGCGGGAACAGCAGCAGCAGCAGUGGCAGCGGCGGCGUGCAACAGAUACGCAGCAGAAUCGGUUUCGGGAUCGUGUUGAGUCGCGAGCCGGACGGCGUGUGGGUGUACAACCGCAGCCAGCACCCGGUGUUUGUCCACUCGCCCACUCUGGACCCACCCAGUGCUCGGGGGCUGAGCGUGAAGAGGGUGAUGCCCGGCUUCUCCCUCAAAGUGUUUGACUAUGAACGCUCCAGCUGGAUGGCCGAGCAUGACGUGAAGCCGGAGAGCCAGGAGGGGCCCUGGGACCCCCACAGUGUUCGUAUUAGUUUUGCUAAAGGAUGGGGCCCGUGUUACUCCAGACAAUUCAUCACCUCCUGUCCCUGCUGGCUGGAGGUGCUACUCAACAACCACAGAUAGCACACACACACACACACACACAGGCUACAUCCAUACUACUACAUUUUCAUUCUAAUUAGUUACAGAGAGUCUUACUAAAGCCAAACAAUCAGGGUAAAGUCAAGUAUAUUUUAUUAGAGAAACAAUGAAAUGAAAGAACCAAUCAGGAUUAUAUCCAAAAGUUG